Molecule: messenger RNA, 2043 nt
Organism: Oncorhynchus nerka (sockeye salmon)
Lineage: Eukaryota; Metazoa; Chordata; Actinopteri; Salmoniformes; Salmonidae
Product: nuclear receptor coactivator 7-like
Exons: 6
Coding region: 108-818 (236 amino acids)
Biological process (GO): response to oxidative stress
Cellular component (GO): nucleus
Source: RefSeq, a predicted model, not a curated record
GAGAGAGCAUUUGAAGGUUGGGUACAGGUUAUCAGUUCACACUCUUGCCUGUGCCUGUGGUACAUACAGUAUCAUAUACUAAGGCUAAUGUUACAUUAUUAGUAUAAAUGAGUUGUGUUAGACUAAGAGGAAUAUUAGUAGACAUGAGACCAAUGCAGGAGAACAUCAAGGUGCUUUACUUUGCAAACAAAUGUCUGGAGCCAUAUGUAGAGAUCAUCACAGGGAAGGAUGCAGUGAAGCGUCGACGGAGCGUGUGCAGCUCAGAGGAGGGUAACCGCUCUGAGGACGAGGAGCCCGAGGACUUACUUCCUGUUCUCCGAAACCACAGCCAGCUCCUUAAUGACCACCACAUCGAGAGUCUAGCCAAUCACAUGCCAGCAAGGACACAGGGGUAUCCAUGGAACCUGGUCUACAGCACAGCCAUUCAUGGCACCAGCCUGAAGACUCUGUACAGGCAAAUGGCCCACAUCGACAGUCCUGUGCUUCUGGUCAUCAAAGACAUGGGGAAAAAGGUGUUUGGUGCUUUCUCCUCCCAUCCCUUCAGAGUGAGUGACUGUUGCUACGGAACAGGAGAGACUUUUGUCUACAGUUUCGACCCUGCAUUCAAGGCCUACAGGUGGAGUGGUGAGAACUCGUACUUCAUCAGGGGCCAUAUGGACUCUCUACAGAUUGGUGGAGGAGGGGGGCUUUUUGGCCUGUGGCUGGAUGCUGAUCUGUACCACGGUGCCAGCUACUCCUGUCACACCUUCAACAACCAGCCCCUGUCCACCCAGCAAGACUUCACAGUGCAGGACCUGGAGGUCUGGACUGUACAGUAAACAGAGCGAGACACAGAGACUCAGAAGCGGAAGAGAGAGAGAGAAAAAAGCCAGAGCCAUGUCUCUCUAUGGUUUACAACAUGGCUUUACUUGUGUUCAGUGAGGUUUAGCCUGUGCUCAAGCUGUUAGAGUACAGUGAGCUUAAUUCAUAUAUGAACGGACAAAGCCAUUGAUCAUGUGACACCAGUCAUUCCUAUGUGAAAACUCAAUAGUGCAUUUGAAGCCAAGGAAGUCCGUUAAGAUGGUGUCUCAUGUGGGAGAUUUACGUAGGCAUAACAUGCUACUCCAGGAUGUGACGCUGCAGGCUAGCUCAGUGCUGCCCCCUCUUAUUGAGUUUUUCACGUUGAAGGCAGAUUGGGGUAAGGCACGCUGCCAUUAGCUACAAAAGUAUGAUAAUGACUUCUUCUGUGUGCGAUUUUAAAAUAAUCGGUUCAAGCACAUACAUAUGGUAUAAUAGAAGCAAUUAUCAGUAGCAUUAUUUUUUUGUUUGUUAUUAUUUUAUUUACACAAAGAUUGCCAUCUUCCCAUUCACUAAAAUGGGGAUCCUGUGUUCUGCAAAUAAUGCCUGCAGUACUGUGGUUGGCCUUGAAUGAGAGGGGGCAGUCAUUCUCCCCUGGGUUUGUCCUGUGUAAAACCUGGUCUCGUGACUUUUAGGCUGGUUUUAGCUGAGUUUUACCAGCGCGUAACCUAUUAUACCAGCAUUAACUCAGGUUGUAUAUGUGUUUUGCCUGGUUAACUGAGGACUGUAAAAACCUUUAGAAAUACCUGGAAGUCCAUUCACUUGUGGCCUCUAAUGGUUUGUACUAAAGGUAUGGGUUUAAAUCCCAUGUUAAAUGUUUUCUUAAAUUUGUAAAAGAGUAUAAUGAAAAAAAAUAUCAAGAACAAAACAGGAUAUAAGAUGUACCAAAUGUUUUAAUUUGCAUCUUCUUCACAUUACUUUGAUGUUCUUAUUUUCAAUGACGGCCUAGGAACAGUGGGUUAACUGCCUUGUUCAGGGGCAGAAUGACAGAUUUGUACCUUGUCAUCUCGGGGAUUCCAACGUUCUAACCACUAUUUAAAGAAAUGUUAUCUAGGGAAGUAUUUUGUUUUGUUUGCUUUGUUCUAUUUAUAUGUGUUGAGUUUGUAAGUAUGUAUGUUUUUCUGUAUGUGUGCUGUACAGUGCUGGCACUGUUAAUGGCUCCUUAUUAAAAUUCUGAAUUUCCAGGUGACAAAAAUGUGCUUUAAA